GUUAUUUUUCUGUGGCGUUCAACACUACAAACAAUUGCACAAAAUGUCUGAUAAACAGCUUAUUAAAAGCAAAAGUGGGCUUCGUAUGGUGUCUACGUCGGAGGCAGAUCGUUCUCCGUUCUUCCUUGAGGAACCACAUUGGGAAGACGAUGCCCUGUUCCCAAACUGUGUAAAAUGCAAUAAAAGAUUUGAUUUUACACAUCGAAGGCAUCAUUGCCGGCGCUGUGGACGUAUUUUCUGCAAUGAAUGCUGUGCACACAAAGUUAUGCUGCAAAGAAUGUGUUUUGUUGAUCCUGUCAGAGUCUGUGAACAGUGUUCUCAUAUUGUUAAAAAAGAAGAAGAGUUUUUCAAUAAACAUUUGAAAACCCUUUGUAAUGGAGCAAAGUUUGUGGUCGAUGACUCCUCACCUCUGACUUUUCUCUGUAAGCUCGAACACAAAUCACACAGAGAAAUUGAGUUUGAAUGUGAUGCAGAUGCUCAUCAUGACYCUGUGGCUCUUGUUCGUCUUGUGUCAGUUCAACUUAUUGCUGAUAAAGAAAGUGAACAUGUUACUGGCAUUGUCUUAAAGUACAAAGAAAGUGGAGGAAGUGUGAUGGAAGUCCGUCUCCAUGCUGUCCAAACACCUGAAACAGAGAAGAAACGAGCUCUUGCCUGGAUUGCUGCUAUGCAAAGGGCAAUAAGGAUGCUGUUUGAAGCCUCCAGCUAAUCAAAUGAGAUGUCAAUCAAGAGAUAGAUUACCUAAUGAUAUUAUUACAAUGCAUAAAUCRCUUUUAUCAUGAUCCACUUUUAUACCAAACAUAGUUUUAAAAAAAUAAUUUAAAAGGUGCAAUUUACAUAUGAUUCAAGGCAAAUCCACACCUUUGUGUGGUGUUGCAGAAUGUAUCUGCAUGAUUCAUUUGAACCAAUUUACUUAGUUUACUGUAAGAGCAACUAGAGAAACAUUUGGUUUUUAUAUUUCUAUUAUUAUUUUAGGAUUGUUAUGGGAUGAGUCUCAUUGAAUUUGAUGCUCUGUAGACUGAGUAUAGAGUAGGGAUCUUCUCUUCUUUCAGAACAGGCAAACACAGACUUACAAUUACAAUAAUGUCAUARUAGAACUGUGAUGGACACAUAAUUAAAGUUGUUUAUGUUACAGUUAGGUUAGUUUUGAUAAUGGUUUUAAUGCAAGCUUGGUAGAGUGCAAAUAAUACACAUGUGAAAUGGACAGCUGACACAAAAGUGCUGAACUAUGCUAAUUCCUUUGUUCUCGAUUGUUUAAUCGACAACACCAAUUAGUUUUAGAGCAAUUUACGUAUGACUGUGCAAAGACACAAAUCAUAAACAUGACAUGGUCACAGAUUGAACCUCAUCUCAGUGAUAGUGACGCCUAAACAUAAAAUACUGAUAUAAGAACACAUUAGUGCCAAGAUACAAUGAUUGCCAUAUUUUUUGCAGUCAUAUGCAAUCCACUCUAACAAUUUCACUGGGAUAUUACGUGCACUCUGUGAAUACAUACAUGUAGGUGGUUUAUAAAUACACCUCUCAGAAAAUGAUUCUUCUGUUUUUUACACGGUAUUGUAAAUACUUAUUGACAACGUAGUAUGUAGUGGUGCUUCAGUAUUUGUUAAAAGUAGGGUAAAUGGAAUUUUAUUGUUAUAAGUAAAUAAUCCACAAUGUCAAUAAAAACUAUAAAUUUGUAUCAA
Messenger RNA from Exaiptasia diaphana, 1679 nucleotides. RefSeq names its product zinc finger FYVE domain-containing protein 21. The record is from RefSeq and is a predicted model, not a curated record. The transcript is spliced from 7 exons. The coding region runs from base 44 to 706 and encodes 220 amino acids. NCBI's taxonomy places the organism in Eukaryota, Metazoa, Cnidaria, Anthozoa, Actiniaria, Aiptasiidae. Gene Ontology annotation, molecular function: metal ion binding.